ACCAGGGAAGCAUAUAAAGCCAGGCCCCCUCGGCUCGCCGGUAUGCACUGCCACCGGCUUGGGGGAGAUGGAUGUCACCAUCCACCACCCCUUCUUCCGCAGACGGCUCUUCCCCGGCCCCUCGUCCGGCCGCAUCUUCAGCCAACAUUUUGGGGAUCCCCUCAUGGAAUCCGAACUCUUCGCAGGCAGCUGGCCCCUGGGCUCCUUCCUGGGGAGGCCCUUCACCUUCAGGAACGCUGGAUGGAUAGACAGCGGACUCCCCGAGAUGCGUUUGGAGAACGAUAAGUUUUCCGUCAACCUGGACGUGAAGCAUUUUUCUCCCGAGGAGCUGAAGGUCAAAGUAUGGGGAGACGUAAUUGAAGUCCAGGGGAAGCACGAGGAGCGCCAGGACGAACACGGCUUCAUCGCCCGCGAGUUCAACAGGAAGUACAGAAUCCCAGCCGAUGUGGAUCCCCUCACCAUCACCUCCUCCCUCUCCUCGGAUGGCGUCCUGACGGUGAAUGGACCAAGGAAACUCAAGCAAGUUCCGGAGCGCAGCAUCCCCGUCACACGGGAAGAAAAAUCGGCCCUCCUCCCAGGACCGAGGAAAUAGAGAGAGAGACCCUCGGAGACCCUGGCCCCUUUUUUAUACCAAAGAAAGCCUUUCCAUAGGACAGAAACGGCAAAUCGAUUUUUCUUCAUUUAUUUCUCUGUGCAAAGAUAGGCACGCGAGCUUCUUUAGUAACAAAUAAACGGGGUGGUAGCUUU
Pantherophis guttatus is the source of this 747-nucleotide messenger RNA. RefSeq names its product crystallin alpha B (gene CRYAB). Gene Ontology annotation, biological process: response to heat; protein refolding; negative regulation of apoptotic process. Gene Ontology annotation, cellular component: nucleus; cytoplasm. Gene Ontology annotation, molecular function: structural constituent of eye lens. The record is from RefSeq and is a predicted model, not a curated record. Lineage: Eukaryota; Metazoa; Chordata; Lepidosauria; Squamata; Colubridae.